Messenger RNA from Brassicogethes aeneus, 759 nucleotides. Lineage: Eukaryota; Metazoa; Arthropoda; Insecta; Coleoptera; Nitidulidae. The record is from the annotation of a GenBank genome assembly.
AUGGGUGAUUUUACGAUGAACAAUCAAGAAUUUUAUUGGGGGCAGCAGGGUGAUCAGGCUGACCCCAACCAGGGCUACUACAACCAGGAUUACAACCAAUUUCAAAAUCAGGAACUUGAAUUUAAUGCAACAGGAAACUUUGAUACAACCGCCUACGCGAAUUUUCCACCUCAAAUCUACACUCCAGAGUUUGGAGCUGAAGCGAAAGGUGCCAAUGAGUUUGAUGAACCACCGUUGUUAGAAGAAUUAGAAAUAUACCCGGAUCGUAUAUUAGAAAAAGUAUUAGCAGUGCUUAACCCCUUAAGGGCACACAGUUUAGCAGAUGAUGCAGAAUAUUUAACAAAAGAUGCUGAUUUAGCAGGACCAAUAUCUUUUUGUCUACUAUUAGCUGUUUGCCUAUUUAUGUCAGAAAACAAAGCCCAAUUUGGCUACAUUUACGGUAUUUCAAUGACUUCAUGUGUACUAAUGUACUUUUUACUCACAUUAAUGACACCAACAAGUGGAACUUUUACGUUAAGCACUGUAGCCAGCAUUUUGGGUUAUUGUUUGAUCCCAGUCGUAGGGUUAUCAUUUCUGGGGUUAUUUUUUAGGCUAAGUGGCAUGUUAGGUAUUAUUCUGGCUGCGGUUAUAGUUUUAUGGUCUAGUUUUUCAGCUUCCAGGUUGUUUAUUGCUGUUUCAGGAGACAAACAGCAGCAACCUCUUAUUGCCUAUCCUUGUGCAUUAGUUUAUGGUGUAUAUAUUUUAUUAGUGUUGUUUUGA